Molecule: messenger RNA, 291 nt
Organism: Caenorhabditis bovis
Lineage: Eukaryota; Metazoa; Nematoda; Chromadorea; Rhabditida; Rhabditidae
Source: the annotation of a GenBank genome assembly
AUGAACAAGUCGCAGGUGUCGUUGAAGUCGGCGAGUACUCAAUCUUCAAUAGCACUAAUGUACAUUGUGGUGACCGCCUUCAUAUAUAUGAAGUUCAAUCUCCCACUUGAUCCAUACAUCUUCGAAAAUAUCUCCAUCAGAAUAGACUCAUUUGAAAAGCUGAUGGCUUGCAUAAAUGUGAUUGGCUGGUACAUGUGUGAAGUCUUCGUUAGCUACUUGAUCAUUUACGACAUGAUCUCGUUACCGGCUCCAACCGAACUCCCCGCAAUCUCGUACUCACCGACGGCAUAG